Rosa chinensis is the source of this 474-nucleotide messenger RNA. RefSeq lists its product as uncharacterized. The record is from RefSeq and is a predicted model, not a curated record. The transcript has a single exon. The coding region runs from base 1 to 474 and encodes 157 amino acids. NCBI's taxonomy places the organism in Eukaryota, Viridiplantae, Streptophyta, Magnoliopsida, Rosales, Rosaceae.
AUGCCUCCUAAAAGAAAAUGCUUAUCUGGAUAUGCAAAACGCUUAAAGAAGAAAAAAGAUGCAGAGUUAGUUAAAUCUUUAAGGGGAAAUCUUGAUAAGUUCAUUACUAGUGAACCAGAAGAUUUGGGUGAACAUUUGGUUAAUGAAGAGGUAGAAGAGCAAACUGAUAGGGAAGAUAAUGUGCAAAAGCACACUGAUGGCAAUGAAAUUGUUGAUAAUUUGGGUCUGGUUGAAAAUGAGAAUGAUGCGGGACAUAAGGAUAAUGUGAAUGAUGCGGAUGUGACUCCCACGAAUAUUUUGGAUCCAAGAAAUCGGGAUAGCUUGGAUAAAAAGUUAAUAGAUUUGUUGGUAGGAAAAGGUCCUCUUAGAGAUCUUUCAAUAGAAAAUGGUCUUCCACACAAGUUUAAUAGAGAUUUCAAUUCAAAAUUUUACGCUUGGUUUUUAGGAAAUGUAGAGAAAUAUGACAGAGAGUGA